This is a messenger RNA of Podarcis raffonei (Aeolian wall lizard), 2262 nucleotides long. It is a transcript of the gene BMF, whose product is annotated as Bcl2 modifying factor. The transcript has 5 exons. Gene Ontology annotation, biological process: apoptotic process; positive regulation of apoptotic process; negative regulation of autophagy. Lineage: Eukaryota; Metazoa; Chordata; Lepidosauria; Squamata; Lacertidae. The record is from RefSeq and is a predicted model, not a curated record. Gene Ontology annotation, cellular component: myosin complex. Bases 346 to 1071 code for a protein of 241 amino acids.
UGGGUAAUGCCAGGAAGCAAGUGUAUUUUGGAAACAAUGCCGUGUGCGGCUGGCGGCGGCGGCGGCGGCGCCUGAGGUUGCAGCCCGGGGACUUUCCGGCUCCCGCUCUUUCCGCUGGCCGCGCUCGCUGGCGCUGCUGUUGCACCAGCAGAUCAGAUCAGGCGAGGGUUCCGCUUCUCAGGGUUCGCUGAUCCCGCCUUGCAGCGGCUCCCGAGCCUCUUGCCUAAAGGAGACGCUUGCUGGCCGCAAAGCCCCGACCACAGUCCCGCCCAGGCGGAGUCGCAAGUAGGGCAGCAGAUAUGGUGUGUGCAUGUUCUGGAACUUUGAGCUUAACAGCCCAGUGUUAUGAAUUCCUAUAUAGAAGUCACAUUAACCUCAGUGGCAAUGGACUUAUUUCCAGGUGAAAUGGAUUCCCCUGACUACCUGGAGGAGGAUUUCUCCAAUCUAGAUGGGCUGGAGGAUGAUGUCUUCCACUCUGAAGACUGUGGACUUGCCAGUCAACCCAAUGAGAUGACAUUUCCUGGCAUUUUCACACAGAGUAAAUCUUACAACUGCCUUCUGGGGAGAUUCCAGCUCUUCCCACUUACACACUGUUGCGGCCCAGGCACCAGGCAUGCCAAGCAGCAAGAUAAGGCAACUCAAACCCUCAACCCAUCCUCUUCUAGCCAGGAUGUCAUGUUACCUUGUGGAGUCACUGAAGAGCCCCAGAGACUCUUCUAUGGGAACGCCGGGUUCCGUUUACAUGUCAACCCCAUUGGUUUCUCAUUGAGUCCACACCUCCGGGAGGAACCUCGGGAAAGCCCACAGGAACUGCGAACUGAAGUUCAGAUUGCACGGAAGUUACAGUGCAUUGCGGACCAGUUUCACAGGCUGCACCUACAGAGGAUUUGCAUGAAGGAUCUGCAUUUUCCACUGCUGUCUGUGAAGAUUAAGGUCCGUUUUCCUCCCCAUAUCCUCAGCACUUGUUCAGCUGUUGGUAAGAAAAAAAGGGAUGGUGAGGUUUGGAAGAGCUCUGGGUCCUCAGAGAGAAGGUACAUACACUCAGGUAAGGGUGGGAUGCAACUUUAUUAGAGGAAAAAAUGAUUCACGAAUCAGAAGCCCAUAUGUUUAAUAGGGAACUGACAGGAAGUGUGUUUAGGCUUGCAGCCUUACAUCACCCAAUAUUGCCAAGCAGGCAUGGAAUGGUGGCGAGUAACAUGCUGAAAUUGUGGGCCCAUAACAGGAAGAAGCAAACAUUGCAAAAUUUAUUACUAUUGCUUUAUUUUAAUGUACUCACUGCACCGCAAUCCAUUUUCCUAUGUUCUGCUUUCGCUGAACCUUCCGUGUGUUUUCCAUUCCCUGAAAAUCUGCCAAGACUCUGUCCGGAGAGUAUGAGGAAACCUUACUGAGGCCAAGCUCCCAUGAACUGCAUAAGAAGCCUCUUCUUCUCCCCCUCAAAAACCUUGAGCCUCAUGGAAACUGUCUAUCUCUAUUAAGAGCGAGGAGAUUAAGAGGGCUCCUCUUCAGCGUUGUUACCAAGAAGCCUUUCACUCCUGUCAACAGCCUGUGAAGACUCCCCUUCUCAAUGGACUCUCAUAGGUUCUCUUGGGAUCAGCUUUUUCAAGUGCACUAUGAAGCUGGGAUAGAACUGCAUGUGGGAGGAAAAGAACAUCAACUCUCUAUUCAGGAUGAUUUGGGAGUGGGGUUUGAUUCUUUUUCAGAAUGAGCACAAUACAGCCAAAUACUGCAUGCAUCUGUUCUGCUUGCUAGACUUGAGGUCCUGCAGAAUCUUGAAUCUGAUAGCAAGAAUUAGGGCAAUGGCAAUAAUGGAAGGGGAGUUUGAGGCUUCAGAGAGUUGAGGGAAACAAUACCAGCAAGACAGUAGACACUGGUGGUCCAGCAAAGGGACUGGCAGGAAUCUUUAUGAAGAUUUUUAACCAGUCUCUGGCCCAAGCCACCGUUCCACCCUAACUGAAAUCUGCUACCAUUAUACCCCUGCCAAAAAAAUCAAAGAUAGACAGUCUGAAUGAUUUUCACCCUGUGGCGUUGACACCCAUUAUAAUGAAAUGUUUCGAAAAACUGGUGAGGAACCAUAUCAUAUCUUGUCUGCCAGUGGGACCUGACCCUUACCAAUUUGCGUACAAGGCAAAGAGAUCCACAGAGGAUGCUGUGGCAAUGGCUUUACAUGCUGUCCUGCCUCAUUUGGAGAAGCAAGGGAACUAUGCGAGACUAUUAUUUGUAGACUUUAGUUCUGCAUUUAAUACUAUUCUUCCGCAUAGAUUG